This is a messenger RNA of Peromyscus leucopus (white-footed mouse), 6197 nucleotides long. It is a transcript of the gene Bend3, whose product is annotated as BEN domain containing 3. Lineage: Eukaryota; Metazoa; Chordata; Mammalia; Rodentia; Cricetidae. The coding region runs from base 310 to 2787 and encodes 825 amino acids. Gene Ontology annotation, cellular component: heterochromatin. The record is from RefSeq and is a predicted model, not a curated record. Gene Ontology annotation, biological process: rDNA heterochromatin formation. The transcript is spliced from 4 exons. Gene Ontology annotation, molecular function: DNA binding.
GGGCGGCGCGGUGGGGGCGGAGGGCUUGAGGUUCCACUGCAGCGGGGGCUCCUGUGUCCUUGUGCGGAAAUGACACACGGAGUCCCGUCACGUCACGCGAGAGCGCAGCGCACGGACACACACAAAGAGAGGGGAAAAUACACGGCGCCGCCCGCCCGCCGCCCCCAGCCAGUCGGCGGGGCCGUCCCGGCCAGGCCCUGCGCGCUCGGCCCCCACUGCGGCCCGCGCGCCCGCCCCCCGCACGUGGCGCCCGAACUCGGCGCGGGCCCGCUCCGCAAAGUAACAACUCUCGUCCCAGUGGAAUAGAAGAUGAACUCAACUGAAUUCGGUGAAGAUGUAGAAGAAGUUGUAAAAAAUAACGCUGUGAAGGUAGAGGGUGACGAUGCUGCGCUGGACUGCUCCCGGAACUCCAGGGCCUCCGAGAAGCACCCCUUGGACAGCGUCCUCACUGCCCUCCAGGAGUCCAGCAAGCGGAAGCAGCUGGGCAGCGACGGCCAACCGGACUCUGUCCCCAGUGUGAAGAGGAGACGGUUGAUACCCGAGGCUCUCCUCGCAGGCAUGCGCCAUCGUGAGAACAACUCACCCUGCCAGGGAAAUGGAGAGCCAGCCAGCCGGGGCAGGAGUGGCAGCUGCCUGUGGCCUGCCGAGGAAGAGCCUUCCAAUGAGGCCACCGCUCCUUCCUACAAGAAGCCUCUGUAUGGCAUCUCCCACAAGAUCAUGGAGAAGAAGAACCCUCCCUCUGGAGACCUGCUCAGCCCCUAUGAGCUCAUUGAAAAGGCAAACUCCAGUAACAGCCCUUCUCCUCUGCGCCUGCUGAAUGAGUCUCAGAAACGGGAAUGUGGUGCUGGGGUGGCCAAUGAUGGGGACCCCAAUAUCUACUUCCUGAUCCAGAAGAUGUUCUACAUGCUCAACACGCUCACGUCUAACAUGUCCCAGCUUCACAGCAAGGUGGACCUGCUCUCCCUCGAGGUGAGCCGCAUCAAGAAGCAGGUGAGCCCUUCAGAGCUGGUGGCUAAGUUCCAGCCCCCGCCGGAAUACCAGCUCACUCCCGCCGAGCUGAAGCAGAUCGUGGAGCAGAGCCUGUCCUGCGGCGACCUAGCCUGUCGCCUGCUCGUGCAGCUCUUCCCGGAGCUCUUCAGCGAUGUGGAUUUCUCCCCCGGCUGCAGUACCUGCGGCUUUGCCGCCAAGCGGAAGCUGGAGUCGCUGCACCUCCAGCUGAUCCGCAACUAUGUGGAGGUCUACUACCCCUCUGUGAAGGACACGGCUGUGUGGCAGGCCGAAUGCUUGCCACAGCUGAACGACUUCUUCAGCCGCUUCUGGGCCCAGCGGGAAAUGGAAGACAGCCAGCCAGGCGGCCAGGUCACCAACUUCUUUGAAGCCGACCAAGUGGAUGCCGGCCACUUCCUGGACAGCAAGGACCCGGAAGAAGCUCUGUCUCUGGACCGCAGCAGCACCAUCGCCUCAGACCAUGUGGUGGACACACAGGACCUCACCGAGUUCCUAGACGAGGCCUCCUCCCCAGGUGAGUUCGCUGUCUUCCUCCUGCACCGGCUCUUCCCAGAGCUGUUUGACCACCGGAAGCUGGGUGAGCAGUACAGCUGCUAUGGCGACGGGGGCAAGCAGGAGCUGGAUCCCCAGCGGCUGCAGAUCAUCCGCAACUACACGGAGAUCUACUUUCCCGACAUGCAAGAGGAGGAGGCCUGGCUGCAGCAGUGUGCCCAGCGCAUCAACGAUGAGCUGGAGGGCCUGGGGCUGGAGGGGGGCAGCGAGGGGGAGGCCGCCCGGGACGACUGCUACGACUCCUCCAGCCUGCCAGAUGACAUCUCCGUGGUCAAGGUAGAGGAUAACUUCGAGGGCGAUCGGCCCGGCCGGCGCUCCAAGAAGAUCUGGCUGGUACCCAUCGAUUUUGACAAGCUGGAGAUCCCGCAGCCUGACUUCGAGAUGCCCGGCUCAGAAUGCCUGCUGAGCAAGGAGCAGCUGCGGAGCAUCUACGAGAGCAGCCUGUCCAUCGGCAACUUCGCCUCCCGCCUGCUGGUGCACCUCUUCCCGGAGCUCUUCACCCACGAGAACCUGCGCAAGCAGUACAACUGCAGCGGUUCCCUGGGCAAGAAGCAGCUGGACCCCGCCCGCAUCAGGCUCAUCCGCCACUACGUGCAGCUGCUCUACCCGCGGGCCAAGAACGACCGCGUGUGGACUCUGGAGUUCGUGGGCAAGCUGGACGAGCGCUGUCGGCGCCGGGACACGGAGCAGCGGCGCUCCUACCAGCAGCAGCGCAAGGUCCACGUGCCCGGCCCCGAGUGCCGCGACCUAGCAAGUUAUGCAAUCAACCCCGAGAGGUUCCGAGAGGAGUUUGAGGGGCCCCCACUGCCUCCUGAAAGGAGCAGCAAAGACUUUUGCAAAAUCCCCUUGGACGAGCUGGUGGUGCCCUCGCCAGACUUUCCGGUGCCUUCCCCCUACCUGCUGUCAGACAAGGAGGUCCGUGAGAUCGUGCAGCAGAGCCUGUCCGUGGGCAACUUUGCUGCCCGGCUCCUGGUCAGGCUCUUCCCCGAACUCUUCACCGCCGAGAACCUUCGGCUGCAGUACAACCACUCCGGGGCUUGCAACAAGAAGCAGCUGGACCCCACGCGCCUGAGGCUCAUCCGUCAUUACGUGGAAGCGGUCUACCCCGUGGAGAAGAUGGAGGAGGUGUGGCACUAUGAAUGUAUACCCAGCAUCGACGAGCGGUGUCGCCGCCCCAACAGGAAAAAGUGUGACAUCCUCAAGAAAGCCAAGAAAGUGGAGAAGUGAGAGAGAGGGCUGGGCCGCCCAGGGACUUGGGUCACCACAGGCUGAGCAAUGGGUGGGGACCGAGCAUUGCUCCGGAGCUCGUACGGUACCCACAGACAGGCACCUUAUGUCGGUGGGGAGUGGUUUCCUACAUUUGCACACUUAACACCUACCCAGCCACAAGAAAGAAGCCUUGAAUUCGGUCUCUUGUAUUCACGACUUUAUUCUGUGAUCCCCGGUGGCACAGCCGGAGUCUGGGAGUAGCCAAGCUGUGAAAUCCAAGAAUUGACAGGGUAGGUCCCUCCUCAGGGCUGGGGCGCCCUCCCUAACCCUCACAAUUCAAAAUACAGAUUUAGACUAGAUGUGGUAGCCCACACCUCUAGGUGGAGGCCAUUGGACCUCUGUGAGUUCAAGGCCAGUCUAGUCUCCAUAGUGAAUUCCAGGCCAGCAGGGUUACAUAAUGAGACCCUGUCUCAAAAACAGCAAAAUACAAAUUCAGCAGCUUGUUUCUCUCCCAUGUUUUACAUCUUCCAUUUUUAUCUUUUUUUUUUUUUCUUAAUUAAAAUGAAAUCCUUUUAAAGAAAAUCAUUGGGCUCUUGGGAGCCAUUUUAUUUAGGGGGAAAAAAUCUUAAGAUGAGAUACUGUAAGAUUACUUAAAUUGCUGGAAUUUUUAAAGAUGAUUUUAGAUUUAUGCUUUUUUUUUUUUUUCUUUAAAAACAUGCCAUAUUCAGGCGUUAUGGGUAACUGUGGCUUCGGGUGACACAGGGACUAGUUUACGAAUCCUGUGUUUGACACCUGAUUUUGGAAGAGUCCAGAGGCCCCUUGGAUCCAGCAGACAGGAUGGAAUGGAAGUACUAGAAGUGGUGUGUAGCCCCUGAUGCUCUGAGUCCCCCUUCUGCCGUGGCCCCCGAAAGGUUUCCGGGGGCUCAGCCUGUCUGCUGCCCUGUGGUGCUCACUGUAGACAGAACACUGGAAGAAGAUAUGAAUGUAGAUAGAUGUGGAGGCCCAGUUCACACAUGAGCUGCGUCCUCCACGGCCCUGUUCCCUCUGCACACAGAGAUGGGACACAAUGUGUAGGGGCAUCUUUGUGUGACUGAUGGGUGGGCUUCUCUUGGUUCACCAAGAACUGUUUACUUCCCAUGUAUUUGUACAAAGCCCUGUCCCCAGACCUCAGUGUUAGCUCCUCCCAUGAGCAGCAUGGCCUUGUACCUCGAAGAGCCCAGGGCUCUUCUGCGGGUGUCGGAAGGACCCAGACCACCUUAAAUGGAGCGCCCCUGCCCCUUCCCAGCCCCACUCCGACCUCCUCACACCUUCCAGGAAGUUCUGCCGUCCUGGCCCGGCACACCCCGGCCGUGGAGGCACACACGUCUUCUACCCUCCACCCUGGGCCAGAGCUAAGAAGGAAAGGAAGUAGUGUCUCCAAACUGAAUCCAUCUACCAUUGACCUAGAAAUGAAUUGAGUUGCCUGGGUAGUCAGAAAAGCCUCGUGGGACAUUUCAAAUGUGGUAACUUAGUGGCUUACUAUUUUGCUACCUUAAUAUGCAGAAAUGAUAGAAAUAAUCUAUGAAUUUUCUCAAGAAGAUAAGAACUUUAGUUCUAGUAGACAAUAUGACAUGAUUUUGCAUGUACCCAAUGGGCAUUUAAAAAAAAUAACAUAAUUUUGAAUACUAUAAAGCUUCUAUUCACUGUCAUUUUCAGGUUAUUUAUGCUGUAACUGUAAACCUAAAUUAUUGAUGUUGAGAAGUACACAGGGCCUUCAUGGCUCUCUGUCACAUGACCACACCUGCAAACAUAUCUCCUUACUAAAAAGUGAGGGCGGGUGCUCCACAAAAAAGCAACCUUCUUUGUGCCCAGAAAGAAGGUCACAGGGGCAUCCAGAAGACUCCCCCUCCCCUUACUUGGGCCUCUCUCCAAUGCCUUAGUCUCUCUCUCUCUCACACACAUGCACACGCGCGCACACACACACGCACACGCACGCUCGCAUGCAUGCAUGCACACGCGCACACACACACACACACACACACACACACUACCCCAAAGAUGGCUGUGGCACUCUCUCACCCUUCCGCUAGUCAGAGAGAAUUCCAUGGAUUUGUUCUGGUCUUGAGGAUAUAACCAAGAGGAUUCCAAGCCAUGUGGAAAUUGUCCUGCUUUCUGGAGUGGAGUGUGGCCCUGCAGCGUCAGAAGCACAAUCGGUUACUGAGUUCUUACAAGUCCUGUCUGCUCACAGCAGAGAGACGGCAGGUUCUAGGAAUUAAGCAUGACCUUUUGUAACCCAGAGCGUGUUAAAUUCUGGGAAACUGUAUUUUAGUUUCCUUAACACUUUAACUAUGUAGGGCUUCACACCCCACCCCACCCCCGCACCCCGAAUCUCAUUGUCCCUUUCAGUGAAAAGAGGCGGACACUCUGGGAGCUGAUUCCUGCCCCCUGGACUGUAUGGUAUCCUCACUUCCCAUCCAUACAGGUGGCUCCAGGGGGCAUUUUUUUUUUCAUGAAGCAAUAUAGAUAUAAAAUACUUAUUUUUUCAGAAUUUAAUGGGUUUCAUGAAAUCUGUUGGCGACUGCUUUCCUUGUUCCCCGUCUAAAUUCUUCAUUUUGUGUUUUGGAUUAUUUUUGCCUUGUGUACAGAGGAUUCAAGAUUAGCACAGACAUUCUGACGUUGACUAAGCUAGCAUGUCACAGUGGGUGGUAGAGGUCUUGCUUUUCUCUGUUAGGAAGUUGUUAACGAAUGUAUGAAUGUACAGUGUUCGAAUCCUGCUCUUAGUUCACGUGGCCGUGUCUGUAAGAUGACAGAUGUUCGUCAGGGAGUCAAGUGUCUAGUGUCGUUAGUGCCCAGUGCCCUUCCCCUUCAGUGUUGAGCCCCAAACCUUCCUUUCCUUUUAAGUUAGGGGGUGACGGGUUUAUAUCAGCAGCAAUCAUCAACCGACCAAUGGGAUCUACUUGGUGGUGACUGGAUUUGGCCUGAUCACACCACAGUGCGGCUGCUUGGGUCCUUGUAGAAAUAGCCUCAGUUUCUACCAUUCCCCCAGAGAUUGCUUUUCGCCUGACUGAGAGGGACCUGGAGACUCCUGGUUGGAGGUCCCUGGGUCAUUCUGAAGUGGGGGUGAGGGCCCGGGGGCUGGUACUGCUGUGGGAAGUCCUUGCCCCUCGUAGAUCCAGCCUUAAUGUCUGACAUCCCAGCCCGAGCAGACCCUGCACAAAGUGGAUAUCAGAGUUACUACUGUGAGGAGUAAAUAACGAGGAUAGUUUUACCAAAGAGAUGAGAUACCACAUCCUGUCUGCCUGUUACUAUGAUUGGAGUGCACCCUUAGAAAACUGAAUGUAACACAAACCAGGACAUUUUUGGAAAUUGUAUGCUCUCUAGCAACUUUGUGUGAAUUUUUAUACAAGCACUGUUUUAUUAAUUAUAUAAAAUAUAAAAAUAGAAAAACU